This is a messenger RNA of Folsomia candida, 640 nucleotides long. RefSeq names its product signal peptidase complex subunit 1 (gene Spase12). Gene Ontology annotation, cellular component: endoplasmic reticulum membrane; signal peptidase complex. Lineage: Eukaryota; Metazoa; Arthropoda; Collembola; Entomobryomorpha; Isotomidae. The record is from RefSeq and is a predicted model, not a curated record. The coding region runs from base 132 to 437 and encodes 101 amino acids. The transcript is spliced from 4 exons. Gene Ontology annotation, biological process: protein targeting to ER.
GUGGGUUCAGUGGAAAGUACGAAUUGUAAUUUGCUCAGAGGAGACGUGGAAGUGUCACAACAACAUAAGCUGUUUAAAAAGUUUGACAUUUUGAGAAUUUCCAUAAAAUAGUUUACUUUGAGAUCUGCACAAUGGGACUUACCGACUGGUUUGAAGCUCUGCAUAUGGAUUAUGAUGGUCAAGCCAGAGCAGAGAAAUUUUCACGGAUUAUCAUUCUUCUAUUUGGGAUCGUAGGAUUCGUGUGGGGUUAUGUAAUUCAACAAUUUUCUGAAACUGUUCGCAUUCUUGGUGCUGGAUUCAUUCUUGCGGCAGUUUUGACGAUUCCCCCAUGGCCCAUAUAUAAGAGAAAAGCUCUCCAGUGGCAAAAAGUUCGACCCGUAAAGGCUGCAGAGGGAGAAAGUUCAACAGAGAAGAAAGAGACUAAAAAGAAGAAAUAAAACUGAAUAUAAUGUAAACGUGUUUGCAAUUUAUUCCUCUUUCCUACUCUCUUUUUUAAUGGAUUAAUUGUAUUGUACAAGAUAAGAUGAAAUUUAAUAAUAUUCGUUCAUUUAAUUAUUGUUUCUAAAAACUAAACCAACGCUGCAGAUUUAGAUGAUGGGUACCAGUAAAUCAAGAAUAAAUGUACAUGUUUUCUAUACGA